GAGACGCGUUCAGACACAGUGGGAUUUAAUAUUGCGGCGAGAAAAGCACUUAAACCGCUUCUCAAGUUUAACAUUAGUUGGUUUUCUUUCGUUGUCGCUCGUUUUCGGUUCUUGACAAUGCCGUUUCUUGGACAAGACUGGCGGUCUCCUGGUCAAAGCUGGGUUAAAACAGAGGACGGCUGGAAAAAAACGACGAAAGAUGACAACGAGACGAAUAACAAUGUUUUGGAGAGGAAGAGCUACUGCAAGGAAGAGCAUGACAAAGAGAAUUUGAUCCUCAGCAUUAAUUAUGAUGUGGCUGCAAAGAAGCGAAAGAAGGACUUGCUGAACAACAACACAAAAAUUCCAUAUUUUUAUAAAGACAAAUGGAUUUAUGUCCAUAAAGGGAGCACCAAAGAGCGUCAUGGAUAUUGUACUCUGGGAGAAGCAUUCAAUCGCUUGGACUUCUGCAGUGCCAUCAAGGACACCAGGCGAUUUAAUUAUGUCGUAAGGCUGCUGGAGCUCAUCGCCAAGUCCCAACUGCCUUCUCUGAGUGGAGUGGCACAGAAAAACUACAUGAACAUUCUGGAAAGGGUUGUGCAGAAAGUUCUCGAUGAUCAGCAAAAUGUCCGGCCGAUUAAAGAACUUCUGCAGACACUGUAUGCGUCUCUGUGCAGUCUGGUUCAGGACAUGGGCAAGUCUGUGCUGGUGGGCAACAUCAACAUCUGGGUGCAUCGCAUGGAGAACAUACUGCAGUGGCAGCAGCAGCUAGACAACAUUCAGAUCAACAGGCCCAAAAACACAGGGAUGACGUUGCUGGAACUGCCAGUGAGUUUACAGCUCAACAUCAUGCAGCGUCUCUCGGAUGGACGAGAUCUGGUCAGUCUGGGUCAAGUGUGUCCUGACCUGAGUAUGUUGACAGAAGAUCGGCUGCUGUGGAAAAAGCUCUGCCAGUAUCACUUCACAGACAGACAGAUCCGCAAGCGCCUCAUGGUUUCAGAUAAAGGGCAGUUGGAAUGGAAAAAGAUGUAUUUUAAGCUGUGUCGGUGUUACCCUCACAAAGAGCAGUACAGCGACACAUUACAGUUCUGCACACACUGCCACAUCCUCUUCUGGAAGGAUACAGACCAUCCUUGCACUGCCAAUAACCCAGAGAGCUGUUGCAAAGCAGUGUCUCCACAGGGUUUCAUCAACCUCUUCAAGUUUUAGCAGCGCUGCAUUGCUGCCAUGAUGUACAUAGUGUCAAUAGUGCAAAGAUUCCUGGAUGACUUGAGGCAGGGAGAAGACGACUUGCAUUAAAAGCAGAUGCCUGUGUUACGUGGAGGAGUUUGGAAACUGAAUGUACUCAAAUAUGCACGACGAAAAACCAAAAAGCUGCGUUGGGGAAAACAUGCUCUGUUUAUUUAAAAAGAUUGUUUUAUUUAUUUAUUUAGCAUGGAUCUUGUUUACUCUAAAUUGAAGAUUUGGAAAAAAGGAGUAAUAUGUGCAUACAACAAAAAAUGCUGCCCUGGUCUCUUCUGUGAAUGUAAAAUAGGUUCGAUAUUUGUCAGCGCGAGCGAUUUUUCUUUGUUUGAACUUCAGAUAGCAUAUUGGUGCUUCAGCAAGUGCAUGAUAUGGGAAUGUUUACCAAAAUGGCCUUAAUACUGGUGUGCAAUACUUUUCUAAGGAAGUCUCCUGUUUUUGUUUUUCACUUUUUUAUACAUUUGAUAUUUUCAGUGGUUUGCGAUUUAAACAUGCUUGGGGUUUUUUUUUUAAACACAAUAAAAACAGAAG
This is a messenger RNA of Danio rerio (zebrafish), 1752 nucleotides long. RefSeq names its product F-box protein 32 (gene fbxo32). Gene Ontology annotation, biological process: protein ubiquitination. Lineage: Eukaryota; Metazoa; Chordata; Actinopteri; Cypriniformes; Danionidae. Gene Ontology annotation, cellular component: nucleus; cytoplasm. The record is from RefSeq and is marked provisional.